Dendroctonus ponderosae (mountain pine beetle) is the source of this 889-nucleotide messenger RNA. It is a transcript of the gene Taf11, whose product is annotated as transcription initiation factor TFIID subunit 11. Gene Ontology annotation, cellular component: transcription factor TFIID complex; nucleus. Gene Ontology annotation, biological process: transcription initiation at RNA polymerase II promoter; RNA polymerase II preinitiation complex assembly. Gene Ontology annotation, molecular function: protein heterodimerization activity; transcription coactivator activity. The record is from RefSeq and is a predicted model, not a curated record. The transcript has 3 exons. The coding region runs from base 92 to 766 and encodes 224 amino acids. NCBI's taxonomy places the organism in Eukaryota, Metazoa, Arthropoda, Insecta, Coleoptera, Curculionidae.
AUCAUCAACACAACCUGAAAACAAUGACAAGAUCACGACAACAUAAACAAUCCUCAAGUUUUACGUUUUUCAAAAAUUGUUUCUGCCCAAAAUGGACGAUAUUCUUGACAAAGAGAUUGAUCACAACAACAUCCGAGCCCUGGACAAUCUGAAAUACAACAAUUUUGAGAACACACACUCAGAAGAUGAGGAGGACUUUGAAGAUGUUUCCACUGAGGAAAUGCAGCUCAAAUCCGAAAUGGACUUUAGUUUUGCUUGUGACGCGGAUGCAAGCAUCAAGCAAGAGAUCAAAGAAGAAGUUCUAGACCUUGGAGUGGAUAUCAUAAUGCCAGAAGCAUCAAAUCACAAUUCUCUGGGUGUCAGCAUUGCUGCACCAUCCACUCCAAAGGUGAAGAAGGACGUGAAGACCAGAAAAGAGCUGGAGGAGGAAGAGAGGGAAAAAAUGCAAGUGUUGGUGUCGAACUUUACAGAAGAACAACUGGACAGAUAUGAAAUGUACAGACGAUCCGCAUUUCCCAAAGCAGCAAUAAAGCGACUAAUGCAGACCAUAACUGGCUGUUCAGUGUCUCAGAACGUUGUCAUUGCCAUGGCGGGUAUUGCCAAGGUGUUUGUGGGAGAAAUUGUGGAAGAAGGACUGGAUGUAAUGGAAGAACUACAAGACAGCGGGCCCUUGCAGCCAAAACACCUGAGGGAAGCCGUGAGGCGAAUGAGAGUCGCUGGGAACAUUCCAAAUGGCAGAGACUCCAGAUCGCAUUUCAAAAUAUAGGAGCACAGGCAAAUAUUUACUUCAAUGCGUUUUUACUGUAUAUAAACCCGGGAUAUUUUUUUAUGUUAAAUGACCUAGUUUUAUUCACAGCUAAUUAUUCAAAUAAAAACUAGGUAGAAGAAA